This is a messenger RNA of Laetiporus sulphureus 93-53, 1006 nucleotides long. RefSeq lists its product as uncharacterized. The coding region runs from base 218 to 1006 and encodes 262 amino acids. The record is from RefSeq and is a predicted model, not a curated record. Lineage: Eukaryota; Fungi; Basidiomycota; Agaricomycetes; Polyporales; Laetiporaceae. The transcript is spliced from 7 exons.
GAAGGCAGUCCGGCGGUAAUUGAGGAAUGCAGCAAGCCUGUAGGUUUCCGCCGAACAAUUGACCCAAUGACAGCGCUGCUGUGCUGUGGGCGGACCGUAGCCAGACCGGCUGCGCUCUGCAGCCUCUGACUCCUGCCUCGCCCGUGUUUGCAAGCUUCCGCGCGUACCUGCACCAAACGACCGUCCGGAGGACAUCAAGGGCAAUCUGUCCCUCGAGAUGCGCCAGCUCGCGGUCAACUUCAUGCACUUUGCCAUCGCAGACGGUGCUGUCUUCGGUCAUGUACAACGACGCGCUGGAGGUGUCGACGAACAUGAAUCUGACCUUCCACGCCUCUGUCGUCGGACUGAGGACGAAUCUCAGAAUGGUGGGGACAUCGCUUGCUGUAAAUGGGCGGAGAUAAGCGUGCGGUGCGAGUUGGAGAUCACCUUCAACCUGUCACCAAGGAAGCAAGGCAUACCCUCCAGCCCAUUAAGUGCAGCAAGUACAAGAAGGGAAGGAGUAUCCCUUAAGACCACUGUCCGUCAUGUCUGCGGUCAAAGAAUUCAAACUGCAACAAGUCACGCAGACUCAGAGCUGCCAAAGAGAGACAUCCAGGAUGUCAGCAUGCAGCAGCUCCUUCUCCAGAGUCCUGCGCCACCACUGGUAGAAAUUUCAGACAGUGGCCUCCGUGCGUGGAUGUCCGUCCUCGAAGGGUUCAUCAUGCUGUUUUGCACACUCGGAUACCUCAACUCAUUUGGUCUGGAUCGGCUCUCUGCAGGUGCCAGCGUGGGCAGGAUUGUGUACCCAAUCAUGCUCAACCAGCUCAUACAUGGCUCGGCAGGGUUCGCAUGGGGCGUGCGCACAUCGGCGUUCUUGACGCUCAGCCUGCUCACCAUCACAAACUGUCUCAUGAUGACACAGCUGCCUGGAAGGGAGGAUGGGUUGGCAUCUAUGGGCAUGCUCAAAGCUGUCUUUGCUGACCUCGCAUAUAUCUCGUUGAUGAUUGGGUAUGUCGCUGCUGCUUAG